Molecule: messenger RNA, 969 nt
Organism: Drosophila kikkawai
Lineage: Eukaryota; Metazoa; Arthropoda; Insecta; Diptera; Drosophilidae
Product: alpha-tocopherol transfer protein-like
Cellular component (GO): membrane
Molecular function (GO): phosphatidylinositol bisphosphate binding
Source: RefSeq, a predicted model, not a curated record
AGCAUUAGAACGAGCGCCGGAAUGGCGACCACUUUGAGACCUCUCGACCCCAAGCUGGCCGCUCUGGCCAAAAGCGAGUGCAACGAGGAGCCCGCUCAACGCGACGAAAUCGUGGCAACCAUCCAGACAUGGAUUAGCAAAUCGCCUCACCUCAAAGCGCCCACCGAUGAGCAGCUGAUCCUGGCCUUCCUGCGGCGCUGUCGCUUCAGCCAAGAGGAGACCAAGAGGCGUUUUGACAACUAUUACUCCUUAAGGAGUGUCUUCCCAGAGGUGCUGGGCUCGCGGCAGGUGGACGAGGCCUUACUCACGCAGCUUCAGAGAGGGAUCCAUGUAAUACCCACAAGGCCAGUUAGUCCCGAAGGACCUCGGGUAAUCAUCUCCCAGUUCCGGAAUAUCGAUCCCAAAAAGUCAAAUCCCCGCGAGGCCUUCAAACUGGUCUUCAUCAUGCUGGAACUCCUGGCCCUGGAGUGUGAUAAUGCCUCGAUCUCGGGCUUAGUCUGGGUGGUGGAUUGCCGGGAUGUGACCAUGGAGCAAAUGAUGCAAUAUGAUCCCUUUCUGCUGAAGAAAUCCUUCGCUUUGGUGGAACAGUGUAUGCCCCUGAGAUUCGCAGAGAUUCACUUGAUCAAUAUUAGGAAAGAGGGACUGGCCAUUUUUAGUUUUGUGACCAAGUUUCUGCCAUCCAAACUGCCAUUUAAGUUCAUGGUUCACAAAAAAUCCGAGGACCUGUACAAACAUCUGCCCAGAGAUGCUAUGACCAUUGAGUACGGCGGCACCAAUGGCUAUCAGGCAGAAUCCUUAGACUAUUGGCGCGAAAAGCUGCAGGAGAAAAAGGAAUACCUGGCCAAAGAUGCCCAGUAUGGAACCAAUGAGAAACUACGCGUGGGAUUGGCCAGUGCCUGGGCCAACGGAGAGCUGGACGGGAUGAGCGGUUCCUUCCGCAAGCUGGAACUGGACUAAAAGACUUUCUUU